This is a messenger RNA of Apis laboriosa (Himalayan honeybee), 2743 nucleotides long. RefSeq names its product spermatogenesis-associated protein 20. Gene Ontology annotation, biological process: carbohydrate metabolic process. The transcript has 13 exons. The record is from RefSeq and is a predicted model, not a curated record. Bases 207 to 2630 code for a protein of 807 amino acids. Lineage: Eukaryota; Metazoa; Arthropoda; Insecta; Hymenoptera; Apidae.
AAAGAAUAUAAUAAAUUAAAAUAAAACAACUCUUAGUCAAAUAAAUGUCAAAUAAACUCAAUGUCGUCAAAAAUUAACCUAAAAUUUGGCGAAAAGUUAUCUGAAAAGUUAAAGCAAUAGAAUUUAAACUUGCAAUUUAUACAAAUAUAUAAAAAAUAUAAAUAAUUAAAUAAGUGUUCAAUUAUAUAUUUUAAAUCAGAAGUGUUAUGACUUUGGGAAGAUAUCGUUUUCUGUCAAUAGUUGACUAUAAAUCUUCAUUAAUUAAGAAGUGGUGGAUUCAAAAUAAUAAAACAAAAUCAUACUUAUUUCAAACUACUUUUAUAUCAUUAAGUAACCAUCAUUCAAACAGGAUACAACAAAGAUCUUUAAUUUUUUCAUUUGCAAAUAUGGCAACCACAAGUAAUCUUGAAAACAUACAAAUAGCAAAAAAUAAUCAUUUAAAUUUAGAAAAGUCACCAUAUUUAUUGCAACAUGCUACUAAUCCAGUUGAUUGGUAUCCAUGGUGUGAUGAAGCUUUAGAAAAAGCAAAAAAAGAGGACAAAUGUAUUUUUUUAUCUGUUGGUUAUUCUACAUGUCAUUGGUGUCAUGUUAUGGAAAAAGAAUCUUUUAAAAAUAAAGAAAUUGCUAUAAUAAUGAAUAAAAAUUUCAUUAAUAUAAAAGUAGAUAAAGAAGAGAGACCAGAUGUCGAUAGGAUAUAUAUGACUUUUGUACAAGCAACAACUGGUCAUGGUGGAUGGCCAAUGAGUGUCUUUCUUACUCCUGAUUUAAAACCUAUAUUUGGUGGAACUUAUUUUCCUCCAGAAGAUACAUCUAGACAAACAGGAUUUAAGACAAUUUUACUAAAUAUUGCACAAAAGUGGAAUCAAUCCAAAACUAAAAUUAAUGAAGCUGGUUCUACAAAUCUUGAAAUUUUACAAAAUAUUUCUAAAAUUCCACAUACAUCUAAGGUACAUGAUAUAGCUUCCUUAGAAUCUAGUGAAAUUUGUAUUCAACAACUUGAAAAUGAAUUUGAACCUAAAUUUGGUGGAUUUGGUUCUACAUAUAAUAUGCAAUCACCAAAAUUUCCACAGCCAGUAAAUUUUAACUUUUUAUUUCAUAUGUAUGCACGUCAACCCAAUGGAGAUCUUGCGCGACUUUGUUUACAUAUGUGUGUAUAUACUUUAAAAAAAAUGUCUUAUGGAGGAAUUCAUGAUCAUGUAGGCCAGGGAUUUUCAAGAUAUGCUACUGAUGGUGAAUGGCAUGUUCCUCAUUUUGAAAAGAUGUUAUAUGAUCAAGCUCAAUUAAUGAAAUCAUAUGCAGAUGCAUAUCUUGCUACUAAAAAUAAUUAUUUUGCUGAAAUUGUGAAUGAUAUUGCUACGUAUGUAAUAAGAGAUCUUCGACACAAGGAAGGUGGAUUUUAUAGUGCUGAAGAUGCAGAUUCUUAUCCUACAUAUGAUGCAUCUGCAAAGAAAGAAGGUGCUUUUUAUGUAUGGACUGCUAUGGAAAUUAAAUCACUUUUAAAUAAAAAACUUUUACUUUCUGAUGAAAAACAUAUUAAGCUUUCUGAUGUUUUUUGUCAUCAUUUCAACGUAAAGGAAUUAGGAAAUAUAAAAUCAUAUCAAGAUCCACAUGGAGAACUUGAAGGAAAAAAUGUAUUAAUAAUGUACAAUGAAAUUGAAGAAACAGCUAAGCAUUUUAAUCUUCCAGUUGAAGAAGUGAAAAUGCAUCUGAUGGAAGCGUGUUCUAUUUUAUAUAAAACUAGAUCUACAAGGCCGAGACCUCAUUUAGAUGAUAAAAUAAUUACAGCAUGGAAUGGUCUCAUGAUUAGUGGUUUAGCUUUUGGAGGAAUAGCUGUAAAUAACAAACAAUAUAUUGAGUAUGCAGUAGAUGCUAUAAAAUUUAUUAAACGACAUCUUUUUGAUAAAACAAAAAAUAUAUUACUCCAUAGUUGUUAUCGCGACGAAAAAAAUAUAAUUACACAAAUGAGUACACCUAUACCAGGUUUUUUAGACGAUUAUGCAUUUCUUAUAAAAGGAUUGUUAGAUUUAUAUGAAUCUGAUUUAAACGAAGAAUGGCUCGAAUUUGCUGAGAAAUUACAAGAUCUUCAAGAUCAAUUUUUUUGGGAUGAAACAAAUGGUGGAUAUUUUUCGACAACAUCGAAUGAUCCUAGUAUAAUUCUCAGGCUUAAGGAAGCCUGUGACGGAGCAGAACCAUCCGGUAACUCAAUUGCUGCCGAAAAUUUAUUAAGAUUGGCAGAUUAUUUGGGACGUAGUGAAUUUAAAGAUAAAGCUGUGCGUCUUUUUGGAACAUUUAGACAUUUACUAAUUAAAAGACCUGUUUCAAUUCCACAGCUAGUAUCGGCUCUUAUACGUUAUCAUGAUGAUGCAACACAGAUUUAUGUGGUUGGUAAACGGAAUGCCAAGGAUACUGAUGAUUUACUUAGCGUUAUAUAUAAACGUUUAAUACCAGGAAGGAUACUUUUUUUAAUUGAUCAUGAUAAAACAAAUAGCAUAUUAUUUCGUAAAAAUGAACAUUUCAGAAAUAUGAAGCCUGUGAAUAAUCGAACAACGGUUUAUAUAUGCAAACAUUGUACGUGUUCUUUACCUGUUACAAAUUCUGAACAAUUAGCAAUAUUGCUAGAUGAACAGUAAUAAAAAAAGUAUUUUAAUUAUUAUUAAUUAAUAAUUAUAUUCAAUAAUAAAAAUGAUUUUAUCUUUACAUGAGAUUAUAAAUUAUAAAAAUAGCAAAAUAAUAAAAUUUCAAA